AUGGCCGAGCAGUUGGUUCUCCGUGGCACCCUUGAGGGCCACUCUGGCUGGGUUACCUCCCUCGCUACCUCGCUCGAGAACCCUAACAUGCUCCUGUCCGCCUCGCGCGACAAGACGCUGAUCAUCUGGAACCUCACCCGCGACGAGACCUCGUACGGUUACCCUAAGAGGAGCCUCCACGGCCACUCCCACAUCGUCUCCGACUGCGUUAUCUCCUCUGACGGUGCCUACGCUCUCUCCUCGUCCUGGGACAAGACCCUCCGCCUCUGGGAGCUCUCCACCGGUGUCACCACCCGCCGCUUCGUCGGCCACACCAACGACGUUCUGUCCGUCUCUUUCUCCGCCGACAACCGCCAGAUCGUCUCCGGUUCGCGCGACCGCACCAUCAAGCUCUGGAACACCCUCGGUGACUGCAAGUACACCAUCACCGACAAGGGCCACACCGAGUGGGUAUCCUGCGUCAGGUUCUCGCCCAACCCCCAGAACCCCGUCAUUGUCUCCGCUGGUUGGGACAAGCUCGUCAAGGUUUGGGAGCUCGCUUCUUGCCGCAUUCAGACCGACCACAUCGGCCACACCGGCUACAUCAACACCGUCACCAUCUCCCCCGAUGGUUCUCUCUGCGCCUCCGGUGGCAAGGACGGAACAACGAUGCUCUGGGACCUGAACGAGUCCAAGCACCUGUACUCUCUCACCGCCGGUGACGAGAUCCACGCCCUUGUCUUCUCGCCCAACCGCUACUGGCUGUGCGCUGCCACCUCCUCCAGCAUCAUCAUCUUCGACCUUGAGAAGAAGUCCAAGGUUGACGAGCUGAAGCCCGAGUACAUGGAGGUUGGCAAGAAGAGCAGGGAGCCCGAGUGCGUCUCCCUUGCCUGGAGCGCCGACGGCCAGACUCUGUUCGCUGGUUACACCGACAACAAGAUCCGCUGCUGGGGCGUCAUGUCGAGGGCAUAA
Molecule: messenger RNA, 951 nt
Organism: Ascochyta rabiei
Lineage: Eukaryota; Fungi; Ascomycota; Dothideomycetes; Pleosporales; Didymellaceae
Product: cross-pathway control WD-repeat protein cpc2
Exons: 4
Coding region: 1-951 (316 amino acids)
Biological process (GO): rescue of stalled cytosolic ribosome; positive regulation of protein phosphorylation
Cellular component (GO): cytosol; nucleus
Molecular function (GO): protein kinase C binding; translation regulator activity; ribosome binding
Source: RefSeq, a predicted model, not a curated record